Messenger RNA from Eimeria tenella, 825 nucleotides. RefSeq lists its product as uncharacterized. The record is from RefSeq and is a predicted model, not a curated record. NCBI's taxonomy places the organism in Eukaryota, Apicomplexa, Conoidasida, Eucoccidiorida, Eimeriidae. The coding region runs from base 1 to 825 and encodes 274 amino acids. The transcript has 4 exons.
AUGAGGCUGAAGAGCACACAGACGCAGGCUCUGUCUGCGUCUGAGUGCUCCCCGGUUUCGGGCACCAGGCGACUGCCCGCCUUCCUUGCCGGCCCAGCGACAGCUGCGCCGCGACUCACGUGGGCCCUCAAGACGGGCUUUGCUGCUGAUGCAAGCCUCCGCUGCUGCUUCCCGCCGCUGUUUUGGGUCCCUUCUCUGGCUUGGGAAGCAGCAGCAGCAGCAGCGCCCCCAACAAUGGUUCCCAUGAGUGUCACAGCCUUCACGGCCUGGCUACUGCUGCAGAUGCAGCAGCAGCUGCAGCAGCUGAAGGCUAACUUGCUGCUUCCGCAGUGCUCGCCGCACUACCCAGGGAUAUUUUCUGUCCCUUUCACUCUAACUUCGCGCCGACAAGCGGCAGCAGCAAUAAGUGAAAGUAAUAAGAAGGCUAGCAACAAGCCGGAACAGCAAGCGGCAGGACCAGAUAGCACCACCAAGCAGCAGCAGCGUGCAGGAGCAGCAAGAAGAAGUGCCGAGCAGCAGGAUCUUGAAGCAAGCAGUAGCACCAAGCAGUUGUACCAAGCAAAAUCACCAAGCAGCAGCACGAAGCAACAGCAUCAGGCCGCAAGGCAAAGCAGCACCAGCAAGAAGCAGCCACGAGCAGCAACAAUAAACAGUAGCACCGAGCAGAACCACGCCGCAGCAACAAAAAGUAGCAGCAAAAAGCAGCAACAGCACGCAGCAGCAAAGAGCAGCAGCAACAAGGAACAGCAGCAAGCAGCAGCAGGCAGCAAGGAGCACCAGAAGCGAGCAACCACUGUACAACAGUUCGUUUGUCUACUUCCUUAG